UAGUGAGGGCGCAGAAGUAUGUUCUCCGCCGGACGAAAGCUCUUCGGUCAGUGAAAACGGAGAUAGUCCUCACAGGAAAAAAUCUUCUGAGAGCAACGCCAUGCAGGAAGGCGAUGUAGAAACGCGCCUAGAAGAUGCUUUGCGUCUAGUCGAGGAACUUCGAGGCAAAUGCAGGUUUCACGCUCAGCAAACGUACGCUUGGCGCAGAGCGCACGCGGCGCAGGAAUUACUGGUGAAGCAAUUAGUAGAUGAGAAAAAUUCUCAAGUGUCGAAGCUCUCUACCCAACUCCUGUUGUUCGAAGCAAGGCUGCGACGCGAGAAGAAACUGAUAACAGCAACUUUGUCGCGUCAAGAAGCUACCAUAUCCCGCCAACAACGUGUCAUCGACGCAUUAACAGCACGUCUAAUCGAUAAUGGUCUAGAAUCAUCUACUGCCGUUGGAGUUGUUCAGGAUUUCGAUUCCCAAAACGAUUCAGAUUCAGCAGUGGUCAUGGAAGAUCUGGACCUGGAUAUCGGCUUUGGGCAACCACAUCCUCACGCUAAACAAUAUCGCAGUAUGUCUGGUGACGGGAUAACGAUUGCCAGGUCAAUAUCAGAUGCCAUAGAUAACGGUUUCAAACAUGCGUCUUCGAGACGAUCCAAUUGCUACUUACGUCGUCCAGAAGUCCUGGAAACCGUUUAUAGUGUGGAAGAAGAUACUGAACAGCAGCAGCAAUCGUCGGCCAGUACUAGUGGUAUACUCGAUUCUCAAAGAACUGAGAAAACUAGCGCCGAGAAAAAACGGGAAGGGUUUAGAAAUCACACCGAAAGAGCUGCUCAAGAAUCUGAUGAUUCUGAUACUUGGACAUACAACUCAUCAGAUAAAUUACCAAAAGAACAGUCACCUAAAACUCAAGUCACAGUUUAUAAUCGAGUCAUGUCGAAUCACAGAUCGGUGAUUAAACCGAAAGAUGUUAAAUAUAAAAGGAUAAAUAAAGCCAAAUCAAAAAGCUUGGAAGAAUUAAGAGGCAGGCUUAGAAACUGGGUUGAUAAAGGUAACAGACAUAUACCCAACUUGGAACAGUCGCAGAGCUAUGCUUAAUUAGUAAAUUUGUGUAUUCCUGGUGAAUAAGUACCAUUUUAAUAGUAUAUAUAGUU
Molecule: messenger RNA, 1137 nt
Organism: Ctenocephalides felis (cat flea)
Lineage: Eukaryota; Metazoa; Arthropoda; Insecta; Siphonaptera; Pulicidae
Exons: 3
Coding region: 101-1081 (326 amino acids)
Source: RefSeq, a predicted model, not a curated record